AGUAUUCAAUAUGUUGGACGAGCGUUCGGAACUCGAGACCCUGCGGGAAAUUUAUUACCUAACUGAUGGUGCGUCGGCCAACUGGCGGAAGUUGCUCGCCCUGGGCGACUGCCUCGAUCAGCAGCUAAAGCGCAAACUACUCUGGGUGUGGCCCACAUCGGUGGAUUUGGAUUACUUCAAUCAGCUUCUGACCAUGCACCACCUCCAGAGUGUGUUGAGCAUAGGCUGCGGCAGCGGACUUUUGGAAUGGCUGAUAACUGCAGCUGGUGGGCGGAAAACCACUAUGUUUGGCCUAGAAGUCGAUCGCAACUGGUGGCAGAGUAAGUACUCCGUUCGGAGUUUCAUACCGCUCAACUAUGUGGAGGAGACCAGCCAACUGGAUACGGAUUUAUUGACCAGCUGCUGCAAUGCCACCUCUCCCUGUGCCUUGCUCUUCUGCUAUUUCAACAAUCGAUCGGCGUUCCUGGACUAUCUUAGGGUCUUUCAAGGAAAAUGGCUUAUAUUGAUUGGACCACUGCCUGCUCUGGGUAUCCACACAGAUCCCAAUCCCGUCCAGCCGCAACUGCCAGUCGACCAGUGGACUCUCCGAGAACGCCUCAACUGGACUGACUGCAACGUUGUGACGUUUUACGAGAAAAUAGCUUAGUCUAGUCUUUAGUAACUAUAUAAUUGUAGUAAUAAAUCAUUGCCUUAUGUCGUAA
Messenger RNA from Drosophila gunungcola (fruit fly), 701 nucleotides. RefSeq lists its product as uncharacterized. NCBI's taxonomy places the organism in Eukaryota, Metazoa, Arthropoda, Insecta, Diptera, Drosophilidae. Bases 11 to 646 code for a protein of 211 amino acids. The transcript has a single exon. The record is from RefSeq and is a predicted model, not a curated record.